Molecule: messenger RNA, 807 nt
Organism: Geodia barretti
Lineage: Eukaryota; Metazoa; Porifera; Demospongiae; Tetractinellida; Geodiidae
Source: the annotation of a GenBank genome assembly
AUGUGUGUUGUAGAUGCACGUAGCAGUGCCAGGUUCAAAGGUGAGGUCCCGGAGCCCCGCCCCUCUCUGUCCAGUGGAGGAAUGAAGGGAGCAGUCAACCUCCACUACAGCAGACUACUGGAUGCUCAGUGGGGUACUGUCAAGACCAGGAGCCUUCUGGCCUCAGAGUUCCAGAGGUCAGGAGUGGACUUAACCCAGCCAGUGGUUGCCACAUGUGGUAGUGGUGUCACUGCAGCUAUCAUUGCUCUAGCUGCACACUCUCUCAACACCACCAUCCCUCUCUAUGAUGGGUCAUGGAGUGAGUGGAGACAGAGAGCUCCUCUCCAGACAGUGACAACUGGAGUUACUCAACUAUCACACAACACUCCAUCCUAGUUACUAGUUACAAUGUACCAUCCUCCUUACAUUAUGCUUGUCACUGUAACGAUAAGUCACUACAAUUUUGACAAGUUGUACAAUGAUUCACCAGUCACCAUCAAAAUUGAUAAUUCUUUGUGCCAUGAAUAUUGCAGUGUGUGAAGCGAGAGGUGUUGUCGCUGUUCGAUGAAGUAGCUAAUAAUCUGUGCUUACAAACAGAAGAUAAGUAAAGUACAGUAAUGUGUGUCGAGAAAGUCACGUAAAAAGGUAUUGUGCACUAACGUAGUUGUAACUGUGGCUGUAGUCUAGUCUUUUCACUUUGGCUGGUGUUGCAGUAGAUGCUGUACCACAUCAUUGUGGUUGUUGGCUCUGGCCUUGCUCAGAGCAGUGUUUCCAAACUUAUUAGGAAUGUCUCUGGCCCCAGCUCCUAGCAGUAGUUUCACCACCUCU